UCUGGGGAACAAAAGUUUAAUCCUACUGGGGGGGAAAUGUAUUAUCAAUUUUCACCACGAUUUCAGAAGCUGGUGAAACUCAAGUCAAGCUUUAAAACGAGUCAUAUCUUACGCUUCUUUGAACAUUAAUUCAUGAAAUGACAAGAAGGUCCCGCAAAGUAGUUUUAAAGACGCAUAGGGCCCUGAACUCAUAUUUCAGGAAACUUUUGGAUAAACUUUUGAAAAAUGUUGUGUUCAAGUACUUCGAUAACCAAAAUGAGUUCAGGGUCAGCAUCUUUGAUUGAGGAAUUUAGGGGAGCAGCAGAAUAAGGAAUUGUUCAAUUAUUUAAUAAUCGAAGUAGGCUAUUCCUAAAGAAAAACCUUACUUUAGUUAAUUAACUUGAGUAAUGGUUAAAUGCAAAUGAGUGUGUAUAGGUGUCUUUAUUUUUACAGUGUGUUUUAAUGCUUUUAUUUGUUUAUAUAUAAAUCGAAUAAUACUUAAUUGUCCACCCCGAAAUGUUAAACCACAUGCAGAGACAGCCUAAUCCAUCAUUUAUCUAAUCCAUUACUGCAAAAUAUGGUUUUUGAUCCAAACACUCAAACACUAGUCGGAACCAGAUAGGUCGGAACACGAGGACGGAUAAUCUCUUUACCCAGACGGCACUUCCGGUGUGUGAGAACGCAAAGCGUAAACAUGGCAGCGUCCACGAGGAAUCUCGUAAGAGUUCUUGCUGGAUGCCAAAGACUCAGUCUAACAUCACCUUGCGUCUCAAGGGUAUCUCAGAAUGUGGUGCGGCAGACGUAUGUCAGGACAUAUGCAGCUGCAGCAGUAAAGCUCAAACCCAAAGCAAAGAAAGGCGAGGAGGACAAGGAUAAGAAGGAGAAAAAGGAAAAGCGUGUCAUAGAUAACACAGGACGGCACAAACCAAUCGGCUUCACGGCCUGGGAACCAGUGGACGACGUGUAUAUGCUGAGAUUCUACCCCAAACCAUCCCACGAUGCAGGCACAGCAAUAGACAUGCUGAAGGAGUUCCAGAGGCUGGAGUUCACCCCCCCAGAUCAGGCUGUGACGUUGGACCUGAAGCUGGACUUGAAACUCGAGAAAAAGAGGAAGGUGGAUCCCUUCGUCAGCACAGUGCAGCUACCCCACCCUUUCAGGACGGAAGCAAACAAAGUUGUCGUUUUUACAGAGAAUGCUGAACAGGCGCAGCUGGCACUGGAGAACGGAGCAGCGCAUGCCGGCGGGGUGGAGCUCGUGCAGAAGAUUUUAGAUGAUGAAAUCCAAGCUGAUUUCUACUUGACUGUGCCUGAAGUGCUCCCGAAGUUGGUCCCUUUAAAAAACAAGCUUCGGAAGAAAUUUCCUAAGAGCAAGAGAGGCACUGUCGGAGUGAACAUUCCCAGAAUGCUAAACCUUUUCAAGAGUGGUCAUGAAUACCUGGUGGAGAGAGAGAACUAUAUUGUUACUGAAGUUGCCACGCUGAACAUGCCCAAAGAGCAGAUCCUGGCCAACAUUCAAGCCAUCAUCAAUGAUGUCUGUUCCCACAAGCCAGCCAACUAUAGCCCAAUUAUCAACAGGAUGAUACUAAGCAACAGAACUAGCGAGGCACUACUUGUAAAAUAUGAAGACUUUCUGCCAAAGCCUAAGGAGGAAGAAAGACCGUGAUCAUGCCCAUUGUAAAUGUUGUAAUAUAAUAAAAUAAAGCCUUGCACUUCUGGAAAAAGCCUC
Molecule: messenger RNA, 1705 nt
Organism: Alosa sapidissima (American shad)
Lineage: Eukaryota; Metazoa; Chordata; Actinopteri; Clupeiformes; Clupeidae
Gene: mrpl1
Product: mitochondrial ribosomal protein L1
Exons: 9
Coding region: 674-1642 (322 amino acids)
Source: RefSeq, a predicted model, not a curated record